UAUAUAUAUUUUUUGUAGUUCCAGGACGGAAGUGACGUAAUAGACGUUGUUACGUCCAAAUUCACAACAAACAUGGCGGACGAUCACACAGAUGCAGAUCAGUCCAUGGAGGGACACACACCUGUCUCUGAAAACCCUCACGCAGAGUUCGGCCUGACAGACAACGUCCAGAGGUUGGCGGAAAAUGAAAAGGUGAGCAUGGAGAAGCUAUCGAAGCAGAAGGUGGACCUGCAGGCUUUGCCAACCCGGGCCUACCUGGACCAGACGGUGGUUCCAAUCCUGCUGCAGGGCUUGUCUGUGCUCGCCAAGGAGAGACCUCCAAACCCCAUCGAGUAUCUGGCAGCGUUCCUGCUGAAAAACAAAUCCCAGUUUGAGGAGAGAAACUAAUGUUUCUGGAAAAGUUUCCUAAGUUUGUUUGUUUGUUUGUACUCUGAAUAAACAUUUUUGAUGUCAUAAAUAA
Molecule: messenger RNA, 460 nt
Organism: Nothobranchius furzeri (turquoise killifish)
Lineage: Eukaryota; Metazoa; Chordata; Actinopteri; Cyprinodontiformes; Nothobranchiidae
Gene: dpy30
Product: dpy-30 histone methyltransferase complex regulatory subunit
Cellular component (GO): Set1C/COMPASS complex
Source: RefSeq, a predicted model, not a curated record